This is a messenger RNA of Oryctolagus cuniculus (rabbit), 1927 nucleotides long. NCBI's taxonomy places the organism in Eukaryota, Metazoa, Chordata, Mammalia, Lagomorpha, Leporidae. The record is from RefSeq and is a predicted model, not a curated record.
CACGUCACACACUCUGAACUUAAGCCACGACAAAGCACUCAAAAUUGGAGAUUACGCUCAUCAAUAAGCACUCGCUGAAUGAACAGGGCUUGAACUCCACCCCUACUCCAUCUCUUGCACAAUGAAAUAGUCCCCACGAAAAGCCCUGGCUUCCUCCCUCCUCCUCGCCCCGCUGUCCGAGCUUGAAUGCAGCACGGGGACCCCACUGCGCCCAAGGUCCCUUCCACCCCCAGAAGCCAGCGCAGAACCCCAACCCAAGAGCUGGAAGAGGAAGAGCUUCGCGCACCACCGGGACUGCCAUCUUGGCUGCGGCGGCCGGAAGUGCCCGGGCGCGCGGGCGUAAGUGAGGCUGCGCGGUGGCGGCGGCGGCGGCGGCGGCGCUGCAGGUAUCGGGCGUCUGGUGUGCCGCAGGAGCGGUUCCGAGCUCCGAGCGGUGCCGCCCAGCAGCCACGCAGCGCCCUGUGCGGUAGCUCCUAGUCCUCCUCCCGCCGCCCCAGCCGCCGUCCCACCCCUCCGCCGGAGUUUGCGCUGCGGCUCGCACACGCCUCGACUCGGGUACGCGCUGUGCACCUGCCUGCCCGAAAACAUGAAGCAUAGACCCGAGGGCGGGGGUCUUCCGACGCCUCAGGCCGAGGUGGGGCAGGACGGCGGCUGUGACGGUGCGACCCAGGCCCUGACGGCGUGGCGGGAGGCAGCCCCGAGCCGCCUCCUGCAGGAGAGUCCCGGGGAGGACCUUGGUGCCGCGAGGGAGGAGGAGGGUGCGGAGCCCGCCGUCAUCCGCAGAGGCGCCGGGGUCUUGACCGCCGAAGCCCCGGUGAGUCGGACGGUGGCUGAGUUGCUGCAGUUCCUGCUAGGGAAGGGCAGAAAGAGCCCCGUCACCCUCUCCGGGAUGGUGAAAUGCGUUACGGGAGACUUGAAGGAGCUGUUCCCACAGAGCGUUCUGCGGGGUGUCUUUGGUUUGAGCUGAAGCGGCUACAGGCACCACUCUUAGAUCCUGAUCAGAAGCCUCGCACCUCUGCGGGGGCCGGGGGGGGCGGAGGAUGUGGGAGGAGAUGGCCCCAGGUUGGUUCUCUUAGUGAUGCUCUUGUCUUUUCUACCUGAAAGGUAUUGCGCCAGGGAGGCCCAGGUCUGGGCGAUGCUGCGGCACUUGGGGGGUGUGUCCCUUAGGUACCCGAAGAUUCGGGUUUAUUACAGAAGAUUUGUGCAGCAGCAGUACCUCACUCACAGGCAGGUGCCUCACUUCAAUCCACCAGAGUAUAAAUUCUGUUGGGAUCGCAGAAGCAACCCGGAAGUCAUGAAGAUGGAAGUCCUGGGGUUCGUGGCCAAGCUCCGUAAGGAAGAACCCCAGCACUGGCCAGUACAGUCCCGUGAGGCCCUCGCAGAGGAGGCCGACAGGGCCAGAGCAAUGCUGAUGUGGGGGCCGGCAUGGUGGCAAGGUGGGCGGCAGGGGCCGAGGGCAUGAAAGCUGUCUCUUGAAUCCUAGAGUGUUAGGGGAGGCGUUAUUUCUGUAGAAAUUGUGGAACUUUAGGAUUUAGGUUUUGUAUCUUGUUAACCUUUUGUUACAUGUAAUAGACUUUUAAAUUGCUGUUUAUAGGUGAAGUCUGUCUACUUUUUCCUGUAAGCUCUUCUUGUAGAGUUUCCUGCAAAACUGGCUUUUUGAGAAAGUUUGUAUUUUACUCUGUGACCUUGGACGGAUUAUGCAACAUUGUAGUGCUGUGCUUUAAUGACUUGAAGGAAUGAAGCAAUGUGAUGAUCUGGUACCGGGGGAAAUAGCUGAUGGUAUCCAGUCUCUGAACACCUUUUGUCAGUUGUAUGAAACAACAUGGACGUGUACUUCUAUUAGCCUAACUAUUAUAGUGACUAGAGGAAAAGUUCAAUAUGUUAGAAAGAUAUCCUGCUGCACUUAAUAAAUUCAAAGUAUUGAGCA